Messenger RNA from Cuscuta campestris, 1387 nucleotides. Lineage: Eukaryota; Viridiplantae; Streptophyta; Magnoliopsida; Solanales; Convolvulaceae. The record is from the annotation of a GenBank genome assembly.
UGGUACCCUGCAGAUCACAUAAUUAAAGAGAGAGAGAGAGAGAGAGAGGCGAGAGAUGUUUUCAUGGCGGCUUCUUUUCUUCAUGGUGGUCUUCCGUGCACAAAAGUUUUCGGCUGGCUGCAGUGUGGAUGGCCCUGCUGCAGCCUCAUCAAAUGCAUCUCUCACACUGCUCAAAGCAGAUGUGAUGAAUGAUCCCAUGGCGCCUGUAUGUCUGGAUGGUACCCCGGGCGCGUACUACCACAGCCCGGGAGACGGAGCUGGAGUUGAUAAUUGGCUCAUUUUCAUAGAGGGGGGAGGAUGGUGUUCAUCCGCCGAAGAAUGCAAAUCUCGGGCAACUUAUGCACUUGGUUCUACCAACAACUCACUCCCUAGCAUGAGUUUUGGUCACAUUCUCAGCCCAAAUGCCAAUGGAAAUCCAGACUUCUGCAACUGGAACCGCAUUUAUGUUCGUUAUUGUGACGGAUCUUCUUUUACUAGCGGUGUUCAAGGAGCUGAUCCCCGUACAAAUGUGACUUACCGUGGGGCCAUGAUCUUUCGUGCAAUUAUGGAGGACCUGCUAGCAAAAGGAAUGAGCAAUGCUAAAAAUGCCAUUCUUUCUGGAAGCUCUGUUGGAGGCUUAGCAGUGAUUAUACAUUGUGAUCGUUUUAGAUCAUUUUUACCCGCUUCUGCUCGGGUCAAAUGCCUUGCAGACUCUGCCUACUUUUUACACCCAGAAAAUUUAAUUGGGGACAAAUUGUUUGACACAACAUUUGAAGGGCUGGUCAACUUACAGUGCUUCUUUCCCCAAUACAUAUUGCAAACUGUGGAGACCCCGUUGUUCAUCGUCAUGUCUUCAUUUGAUCUAAUUCAGAUCAAAUUCAACUUGUCCCCGGAGCACGAGAGUUGUCUGUUGAAUAAGAACUGUACCUUGGAUGAUGAGUUGGCCAUGAUUGAAGGACUAAGAUUGGAUCUACUUGCUUCAUUGCCAAUUGCUAGUCCAUCAUCAUCCAGAGGCAUGUGGAUCACUAGCUGCAUGACUCAUGAACUUACAGUUUACUCUUGGAUUGCUCCUAUAUUGUUGAAAAUUGAUGGAAAUCGGACAUACCCACAAGUGUUUGGUGAUUGGUUCUAUGAUAGACGUGCCACACAAGUGAUAGAUAUGUCCCCAGAAGCUAAGAACUGCACUCAGUAUGGAAUCCAUAUUAAACAAUACUAGAUAUAUAUUGUUAGACAAUAAUACUAAUAUUACUUCUGACAGUAUUGGUUAUGGUAGUAUUUGAUUGCUAGUCAGCUUCUUGUUUCUAUUUAUCGUAAAUGUUGUAUUUUAAUUAAGUUAGUCUACAUUCUCUAUUUCUAUUUGUGUUAGAAGUCUCUUCUAUAUAUAUUCUAAUAAUGGUCCUUUAUAACU